Racocetra fulgida is the source of this 213-nucleotide messenger RNA. Lineage: Eukaryota; Fungi; Glomeromycota; Glomeromycetes; Diversisporales; Gigasporaceae. The record is from the annotation of a GenBank genome assembly.
AAAUUGAUCUAAAAAAUGAACUAAAACAACUAAAACAAGAGUUCAACAAGCGCAAACAAGAAAUCAACAAGCAUAUACAAGAGAUCAACAAGCGUAAACGAGAGCUUGAAACGAAAGGUUUAGAGCCACCUAGCAUUUCCGUGCAAGCUUCCAAGCAAAGCCAUACAGACGCAAUAUUGCACGCGUAUCAUAAAACCAAUCCUUCUGCAUCUG